Molecule: messenger RNA, 1167 nt
Organism: Solea senegalensis (Senegalese sole)
Lineage: Eukaryota; Metazoa; Chordata; Actinopteri; Pleuronectiformes; Soleidae
Gene: foxa1
Product: forkhead box A1
Exons: 2
Coding region: 1-1167 (388 amino acids)
Biological process (GO): regulation of transcription by RNA polymerase II; anatomical structure morphogenesis; cell differentiation
Molecular function (GO): transcription factor binding; RNA polymerase II cis-regulatory region sequence-specific DNA binding; DNA-binding transcription factor activity, RNA polymerase II-specific
Source: RefSeq, a predicted model, not a curated record
AUGCUGGGAGCCGUGAAGAUGGAAGGACACGAGGCUCCGGACUGGAGCGGCUACUACAGCGAGGAGGUGUACUCUCCAAUGCCGGGUUCUGGUCUUGGGAUGGGUUCCAUGUCUGGCUACAUGCCCAGCAGUGGGACCACAUCGGGGUCCUUCAACAUGUCCUACAGUGGGACCGCCUUGAGUCCUACCUCUGUGGGUGGGAUGGGCGGCUCAGCUCCAGGAGGCAUGUCAGGUCUGGGUGGGGGCGUGGCCUCAAUGGGCGGGGCCCUGAGUCCAUCAAGUAUGAGUUCUCAGCAGGCCUCGAUGGGCUUGAAUGCGUACGGGGGCAUGAGUCCCACCAUGAGCCCGACCAUGGCGUAUGCCGGCGGUGGACUAAACCGAAGCCGUGACAAUAAGACUUUUAGGCGGAGCUAUCCGCACGCCAAGCCCCCCUAUUCCUACAUCUCCCUCAUCACCAUGGCGAUCCAGCAGGCCCCCAGUAAGAUGCUGACUCUGAGCGAGAUCUACCAGUGGAUCAUGGACCUGUUCCCAUACUACCGGCAGAACCAGCAGCGCUGGCAGAACUCCAUCCGCCACUCGCUGUCGUUCAACGAUUGCUUCGUCAAAGUGUCGCGUUCACCGGACAAACCGGGAAAAGGCUCGUACUGGACCCUCCACCCGGACUCCGGCAACAUGUUUGAGAACGGCUGCUACCUGCGGCGCCAGAAGAGGUUCAAGUGUGAGAGGAAGAUGUCCACCAAGUCAGAGGGGAGGAAGGAGGGGGGAGGGGCAGGAGGAGGAGCGUCCCCUGCUGGAGACUCUUUGCUGCCCUCCACCAGUCAGGCAGCCUCACCUUCCAGUCUGGACCUGCGGGGGGCAGCAGACCUGAAGGUGUCCAGCUCUCAGCUCCUGUCCUCUCUGUCGCUGCCCCCCCACUCCAUGGCACAUGAGUCCCAGCUGCACCUCAAGGGCGACGCCCACUACGCCUUCAACCACCCGUUCUCCAUCAACAACCUGAUGUCGUCGUCGGAGCAGCAGCACAAACUGGACCUGAAGGCCUACGAGGCACUGCAGUACUCUUCCUACAGCAGCGGGGCGGCGCCAGGCCUCGGGCCUCGGACCAUGGAACCACUGGAGGUGUCGUAUUACCAGGGUGUUUAUCCCAGACCACUCCUCAACACGUCCUAG